Messenger RNA from Ilyonectria robusta, 3626 nucleotides. RefSeq lists its product as uncharacterized. The transcript has a single exon. Gene Ontology annotation, molecular function: flavin adenine dinucleotide binding; FMN binding; oxidoreductase activity, acting on the aldehyde or oxo group of donors. Gene Ontology annotation, cellular component: cytosol. Bases 343 to 3516 code for a protein of 1057 amino acids. The record is from RefSeq and is a predicted model, not a curated record. NCBI's taxonomy places the organism in Eukaryota, Fungi, Ascomycota, Sordariomycetes, Hypocreales, Nectriaceae.
CACAAGACGAGUGAGAAAAAACCAUGGCUCAAUGGAACCUUUACAAAUCCCUCGCCGGUAAGUCGCCAUGUGGAUGGGCUCUCUCGUUUCUCCUCUUUCAUCCUCGCUUUUCCCCUCCCUUGAUUGCUCUUCUAGUUGUUCCUGCUAGAAACAGCUCGCUUGUCGAUAUCUCACCUCGCUCGAGUUCGACUGGGUUCAAGUCGGCAUUGCCUUCGACCUUGAGACGACUACCGGUAUUUGGGUUCGCUUUCGGAGUCGAACGUGAUCCACCGGACCAUUCUCUUUCAUUUCCCCUCAAAAAACUCCCCUCACUUGCGAGUCGAUCACAUCACAGCCGCCAACAUGUCUCAGAAGGAACAGGAGUCAUCCUCGACCAAGUUGUCGUCGAGCCUGCCCUUUGGCCAGCUCGUCCCUCUUGCGUCCAUCUCUGGGCCGACCUACGUUACCGCCCAACUCCUCGUCCAGCAGGUCGCCUACAAGCUCUCCGACAAGAUCUUCUCUUACUCCCCUGAGACUUUCGACCUCGACAUUGCCCUCAAGGACUGGGCUGCCAAGGAGGAGAAGAACAUCCACGGAUAUGCCACCACCGUGCUGCCCUCACAGACGAGAGUAGGAGCCGGCGCCCUUGCCCUCGGAUACAUCUUCUCUCCGGACUUUGAUGUCACCAAACGCCAUAUCCCCCAGUCUCUGGUUGCUCCCUCUGGCAGCCUGCAGCAGCUCCGCGGAACUCUGGACCAGCUUUCCCUCCUCUAUGGCGUUUCCAGCCCGUUCGUCGCCCAUGUCGCCGCUGUUGACUACUCCGACAGCAAGGGCCUCGUCUCAAACUAUGACACUGCCCUCCGACUUGUGGAGGACCUCGGCCUCGGCUUGGUUGCCAGCGCAUCCACCUAUGAGGCCCAGCACAUGUCUCUCUUCGCCACCCUCCUGGCUUCUCUCCUGCCCACCCUCCACAUAUACGAUGGCGUUCGUACCGCCAGGGAGACUCUCCGAGUUGUCGAUGCCCUGAGCGAGACUGGUAUUGCCGACUUGUACACGAAGCUCGCUUCCGAGGUCGCCAAGCUGAACACUCGCCUUGACACCGCUGGCAAGGUCGUCGAGUUGCUGAAGGCCUUCAACGAUGAGCUCGGAACUAUCUACCAACCCUUCGAGUACCAUGGCCACGAGACCCCCGAUGUCGUCCUCGUUGCCUUCGGAAGCGUUGAGACCCAGGUCACUAAGGAGGUUCUCACCAAACUUGCCGCCGAUGGUGCCAAGGUUGGCGUUAUCAACGUCCGAAUUUACCGACCCUUCAUCGAGGAGGCUUUCUUGAAGGCUAUCCCUGCUUCUGCCCGCACCAUUGCCGUCUUAGGCCAGGUUAAGGACGACCUUGCUGUCGAGGAUGAGGCUACCCAGUCUGCUCUCUACAGCGAUGUUCUCACUUCCAUCGCCUUCUCCGGCAAGUUCGACCAGGAACCUGAUGUCCUCGAUAUCAAGUACACUCCCGCCCAGUCCUUGACUCCCCAAGGUCUUGUUGGCACCCUCCACAAGAUCUUUGGCAACGACGGUGACGUCAAGACGCUGCCGUCUCUCAUCCAAGCCGAGCAGUAUACCUUCUGGGAUCUUGACGACUCGGCUGCCCUCAACUCCGCCAGCGCUCUUGGCAACCUGCUCGCCAAGGAGUCCACCUCCAAUGUCUACGUCAACGAGACUUUUGACAACCUUACCCAGGGCGGUAUCGUCCGAAGCGAUGUCCGAGCUUCCAAGAAGGCUCUCGAGGCUCCUUACGACAUUGACGAGGCCGACACCGUCGUCGUUGGAGACGAGAGGAUUCUCAAGGAGGUGGAUGUGGUCAAGAGCCUGGUAAAUGGUGGAAAGAUCAUUGUCAAACUCCCCAACUUCAAGGACGAGGAUGUGGAGAAGAGACUCCCCGUUGCCUUCCGAAAGGCUAUCCAGGAGAAGGCUGCCGAGCUCUUCAUCUUGGACAUCUCCAACUUGCCUUCAUACGAAAAGGAUCCUCUCACCUCCAAGCUUCUGCUUGAGUUGGCCUUCUUCAACACUGCCAAUCCUACGAUUUCUCCCCAGGAUCUCGGACAGUUGGUCACCGAGGGCAAGACUCCUACUCUCGGGGCAGCUCUGGAGGCUCUCGCCGUCUGCCUUCGCCAAUAUGAGAUCCCUGCUGCCUGGGCUGAGGUUGAAGCUGAUUACGCCGACCCCAACCUCCCCGUCACCAUCAAGGGCAACAGCUUCGUCUCCCACCAGAAGGAGGAGGUCGAGGAGACUCUCGAGCUUCAGGACUGGCAGAUUGCUGCCAAGGCCCUUGCCUUCAAGGAAGCCUACGGUGCCAAGUCUACUCUACGACCAGACCUGUCGGUCAAGACCGCCACCGUCACUGUCAAGGAGAACCGUCGUCUCACCCCUGGUGACUACGACCGCAACAUCUUCCACAUUGAGUUCGACCUCGGUGACUCCGGUCUCACCUACAAGAUUGGUGAGGCUCUGGGUAUCCACGCUGAGAACGAUGAGGAGGAGGUCAACCAGUUCAUCAAGUUCUACGGUCUCAACCCUGCCGAUCUUGUGCCCGUUCCUUCGCGCGAGGACCCCGAUGCGCUGGAGGUCCGUACCGUUUACCAGGCUUUGAUCCAGAAUAUCGAUAUUCUGGGUAAGCCUCCUAAGCGGUUCUACGAGGCCCUGGCUGAGUUCGCCACCGAUGAGACUGAGAAGGGCAAGAUUGAGGCUCUGGGUGGCCAGACUGGUGCCGAAGACUUCAAGACCCGCUCUGAGAUUGAUACUCUCACCUACGUCGAUAUCCUGGAGGAGUUCAAGUCUGCUCACCCCAGCUUCCACGAUCUGGUCAAGAUUGUCAGCCCCCUGAAGCGUCGCGAGUACUCCAUCGCUUCUGCUCAGGCCGUGACCCCCACGUCCGUCUCUCUCAUGAUUGUCGUUGUCGACUGGGUCGACCCCCGUGGACGCACCCGAUACGGUCAAGCCACCCGCUACCUCAGCCGUCUGCCGGUUGGUGCCAAGGUCACCGCCUCCGUGAAGCCUUCAGUCAUGAAGCUUCCCACCAAGGACACCGCGCCUCUCAUCAUGGCCGGCCUCGGAACUGGUCUCGCUCCUUUCCGCGCCUUCGUCCAGUACCGUGCUAUGCAGAAGGCCCAGGGCAAGGAGAUUGGCUCCAUUCUCCUGUACCUUGGUUCUCGUCACCAGCGUGAGGAGUACCUCUACGGUGAGGAGUGGGAAGCCUACCUGGCCGCCGGCGUUGUCACUCUCAUCGGCUCUGCCUUCUCUCGUGACCAGCCUCAGAAGAUCUACAUCCAGGACAGGAUGCGCCAGACUUUGAAGGAGAUCGCCAAGGCCUACAUCAAGGACGAGGGCAGCUUCUACCUCUGUGGUCCCACGUGGCCAGUGCCUGACGUGACCAAGGUUCUCGAGGAGGCUAUCGCUGCCGAAGCCAAGGCCGCCGGCAAGAAGGUCGACCCGCGGAAGGAGAUUGAGAAGCUCAAGGAGGAGGGCCGAUACGUCCUCGAGGUUUACUAAAUUGCAUGAGUAUAUAACGUGUUAUGAAUCUCGCCAAAAUUUGAGUCUGGUAUAUAUAUGAACUAGAGUAGCUUGAAGCGUAUGAAUAUAGUCAAAAGUCAUGUUGUUUA